AUGGGUACAUGCCUGACUGAAAUGACAUUCAAGGAAGAAAUCUCUAAGCAUUUCAAGUCCCACACUGAUCAGCUUAUUUUGAUAUUUGCUGGAAAAAUUUUAAAAGAUCAAGAUACUUUGAUUCAGCAUGAGAUUCAUGAUGGACUCACUGUUCACCUGGUCAUCAAAACUCAAAACAGAUCACAAGACCAUCCAGGUCAACAGACACACACCGCUGGCGGUAUUGCUACCACAUCAGUAUCCAGCAGUAAUACCUCAACAUCAGCUUCAAUAAAUAAUAGCAACUCUUUUGGCUUCGGUGGCCUUGGAGGUUUGGCAGGCCUCAGUAGCCUGGGCUUAAAUGCAUCAAACUUUUCAGAGUUACAGAGUCAGAUGCAACGACAACUUAUGUCCAACCCAGAAAUGAUGGUUCAGAUAAUGGAAAAUCCAUUUGUUCAGAGCAUGCUUUCAAAUCCUGACCUGAUGAGGCAGUUAAUUAUGGCUAACCCUCAAAUGCAGCAACUGAUACAGAGAAAUCCAGAAAUCAGUCACAUGCUGAAUAAUCCAGAUAUAAUGAGACAGACGCUAGAACUUGCUAGAAACCCUGCAAUGAUGCAGGAAAUGAUGCGAAACCAAGACCGAGCCUUGAGUAACCUUGAAAGUAUACCAGGUGGCUACAAUGCCUUGCGACGCCUGUACACAGAUAUUCAGGAGCCAAUGUUAAAUGCAGCACAGGAACAGCUUGGAGGCAACCCAUUUGCUUCCUUAGUAAACAAUGCAUCAUCAGGAGGGGACAGUCAGCCAUCUCGUACAGAAAAUAGAGAUCCUUUACCAAAUCCCUGGGCUCCUCAGUCCAGCUCUCAGAGUUCCGCAAGUACCAGCACCAGUGGUGAGAGCAGUGGCAGUAGUAAUGUCGGAAAUAGCACCUCUGCUAGUACGGGACAGAGCUCAGAUUUGGGACCUGGACUAGGAGUUGGUAUGUUCAACUCACCAGGAAUGCAGAGCUUGUUACAGCAGAUAACAGAAAAUCCACAACUUAUGCAAAAUAUGUUGUCUGCACCCUAUAUGAGAAGCAUGAUGCAGUCAUUGAGCCAGAAUCCUGAUCUUGCAGUACAGAUGAUGUUGAAUAAUCCUUUAUUUGCUGGAAAUCCUCAACUUCAAGAGCAAAUGAGACAACAGCUUCCUAUUUUCCUUCAACAAGUAAGAUGA
Messenger RNA from Mesitornis unicolor (brown roatelo), 1188 nucleotides. Its product is annotated as ubiquilin-1-like. Gene Ontology annotation, molecular function: polyubiquitin modification-dependent protein binding. The transcript has 8 exons. Gene Ontology annotation, cellular component: cytosol. Bases 1 to 1188 code for a protein of 395 amino acids. NCBI's taxonomy places the organism in Eukaryota, Metazoa, Chordata, Aves, Mesitornithiformes, Mesitornithidae. The record is from RefSeq and is a predicted model, not a curated record. Gene Ontology annotation, biological process: ubiquitin-dependent protein catabolic process.